Emys orbicularis (European pond turtle) is the source of this 1581-nucleotide messenger RNA. RefSeq names its product DEP domain containing 4 (gene DEPDC4). The record is from RefSeq and is a predicted model, not a curated record. Gene Ontology annotation, biological process: intracellular signal transduction. The coding region runs from base 1 to 1581 and encodes 526 amino acids. The transcript has 9 exons. Lineage: Eukaryota; Metazoa; Chordata; Testudines; Emydidae.
AUGGCGGCACAUUUGACUCCGCGGUUCAGGAGGGUUCACAGCCAGAGCGAGCUGGGCGCGCGGCGGCGGGGCGGAGGAAGCAGUGGUCCUUUUCAAGCAACUCGGUUAUGGAAUGGUAUUAUUCAUGCUCUUCAAAGCCAGGUGGAAAUAAAAAGAAGACGACAACAUCUAAGGACGUACAGAAACUGCUUUACUGGCUCCAAUGCUGUUGAUGUGGUGCUGAGCUAUCUUAUGCACAGUAUGUACCUAAGUAGUAAUGAUCUUUCUCGACUGAAGGGAGUCCGUCUCUGCCAGGCUCUGAUGGAUCACAAGGUUUUUGAACCAGUUGGACCAAAACUAUUCAAGAAUGAGAGAGAGCUAGAGUUUGAAGACACAAGUAAUAGUCUUUAUAGAUUUCUGGACAGCCAUCUUUCUCCUCUUUUACUGAAACAGAAAGGAUAUGUUGAGAAGUUGUCCCCUGAGGAAAUACUUGAACUUAAGACGAAAAAACUUUCACGAGCAAAAUGUGAAACAAUUUCAAAUCCCUUAGCACUAGAAGCUGCUGAUAAAAGGAUAGAGGAACUUCUACAAACUAUAAAUGUACAUCCAUCUUUACCUUUAAAGAACAUAGUUGAUGAACCAGUCUGUCUACUUUCAAAAAAAGUUAUAGAUGAUGUCUGGAAACAACAGACUCUGUUACGGCUACUGCAGUUAAUUGAUCUUCCAGUCCUGGAAAAUAUUUUGGAGUUUCCAGAUAAGAGGAAAAAUGAUCAUCUUGGCACAGAGGAAGAUCUGAUUAUCUCAAAUACUUUCCUUGACAGAGAGGUCACGUGCAGCCUAAAUUUGCCCGAGCUUGACAAUUGGCUUUGUGCAGCAAUUGAAUGCUUGGAGUAUUUUCCAGACCAGCUAAUAGUGAUGGUUGGUCAGCAGUUACUUCAAAUCAGUAACGAAUCAAGUCACUUGAAUAUGCACAAGAAGAUACUUUUUGAUGUGAUAGCAAAAUAUUAUAAUCAAGUGAGAGCCCCCCUUUUCAACAAUCAUGAUCUUGAUAUUCAUUCAGGAAUUGUUGAACUUAUAGAUAAUGGAAAAACAGCACAAGCCCUGGAGGCAUCGCAGCUUUACUUAAGAUUACUAGUGCCGAACAUCCGAGAAGAACUGCGUAGGCUACUGAUGUUUAUGGCUGUUGCGUCAGAACCUGAGGGCUACAAGUUACAAAAACAAUUUGAUAAUAGAUCAGUGAUCAUCAAGACUUUUACCAAGGCCAUUUUACAAAAUAAAGGAUUGUCAAAAACACAGACUGAACAGCUAAUCCAGUUACUGAUGAAGAAUCAUACUGAACUCUUCAAGACCCCUUUAAUUCUGUUGGAACUAAUCAGCAAGAAACUUACGAGCUUGCUGGAAGGACAAGAUCCUGAUGCCAGUUCAGGCUUCACCUUUUGUCAGCGUUUGACUCCUGAAGAAUUUGAAGACCAGAAGCAACAAACAAGGCACCAUCUUCAAGAGUUGAUUCAAGAGAUGGACAGUAAUCCCACCAUUUCUCUUAAGCAGAAAAAGAAGCUAUUUAAAGAAUUCCAAAAGCAUCAUUCUGUAGCACUAUUGUAG